CUGCUAGACAUUGCCAAUUAAUUUCCCAAAGCCAUGGUUACGACCGAUUUCUUAUCGUGAAGAAUAGAAAAGUGUGAAAUUUAGAAAAAAACGGAAACGGAACCGGCGGCAUUGGUCUACAGAUCGGAUCUCGUAAAAGUAUCGGUAUUAUCAAAGUCUUAUUCUGACGAGGAGUAAGUGUACAUUAAGGAUGGAAUGAUAAUUUCGAAAUGAAUUAAACCUUUCGUUUGUUUGGUGCUGUAGGUUUCUUAACAUUUCUUCCGGCAGUUCGCGAGAACCCCUCGUUAGCAAUAUUUUGGCUCGCUGUGCUGCGAAUGUGUGUUACAGAAUGUAUCAAAGUAAAGUGAGAGAAGGAGAGAGCGAGAGCAAGACAAACCAUACCGGUCUACAUGUGCGCCUGGGCGUGUGUUUGUGUGUGUGCCUCUGAAGGAUCCGUACGCCGUUACGAUGAAGCGAAGAAAAUGUAGUAACACUAAGAAACGAAGCACCGAGAGCCAAAACUAGGUCAACACAGAGAGUAAAGAGCAAAAGAGGGAGAGAGAGAGAGAGAGUGACUAGACGCAAUACUGAGACCUGUGUCCUGUGUGUACUACGGGGAACUUUUUUCGGACACAACAUAGAGCGCGCGAAUCUUGCAGGGCGUGCUCGGUGCUGCCAUGCACACGCAUCGAAGUAGCCGGCAGCGAAAAGUCAGCGCUCCAGUGCAAAACGCGCCUAUCUUAUCCGUGUAUCCUCCGUGGGUUGGUGUAGCUUUCUGAUCCUUGAAGUGCACUCGGUUGCUGGUGACAGACACGGAGGUAAUAUAAAUAAAUUAUCCUCAACCCUGCAAAACAAACCCUUCACGUCCGUGUGUGUGUGUGUGCAUGUUGUCCCACCAGAAAUGUUGGCUUGUGUGUAAUCGGCUGUGCAUCAUUCCGUUGCUGUUUGGUGUAGCGGUAAGCCCCUGCAAGAGCUAACGGGCACCAGAAGCAGCAGUUUCAGUGUGUGUGUGUGUGUGUGUGUAUGUGAAUGUCACGCCUUCGGGCAAAGUGGAGGCUGUGUAAACACAAUUAGUAGUGCGCACCCACCCUCACGCGCCCCGCCCGGAGCGCUCUCUAAUCCAGCAGCACCGGAAACCCGACCGGUCCACCGGUAUGGCUGCCGCCGUUCAGGGAAGCCCGCGGACGGGCGACGAAUCGUCGGAAAGUGAGAAUGAAACCGAACCGGCCAAAAUAUUCCACCGGAAAUUGUCUACCAAGAAGGACGUCAAGUCAGCGACGGCCGUCAAGGAAGGUUACCUGAUGAAGCAGACCUGGUCCUUUCAGCGCUGGCGUCGAAGGUACUUUCGACUGAAAGGACACAAGCUGUACUACGCCAAGGACAGCAAGAGUGAUCUUUUCGAUGAAAUCGACCUCUCCAACCUGUGCUUCGCCGAGUGCAGUACGAAGAAUGCUAACCAUAGCUUCCAGCUAAUUACACCGACCCGUUCGCUAGUGCUGUGUGCUGAAUCACGCCGAGAGAUGGAAGACUGGCUGCAGGCACUGAAAGCCGCUUCGGCGCGAGAAUUUUUCGAGCCGGGACCACCCGAUCAGCACGAUUUCCUCUCCGGGCAUCAUCACUGGUAUGCCACAUCCCACGCCCGCCCGACGUACUGCAACGUGUGCCGGGAGGCACUGUCCGGCGUCACCUCCCACGGGCUGUCCUGCGAGGUGUGCAAAUGCAAGGUGCAUAAGCGCUGCGCCGCCAAAGCAAUAUCCAACUGCAAAUGGACAACGCUCGCCAGCGUCGGCAAGGACAUCAUCGAGGACAGCGAUGGGAACAUCGUGAUGCCGCACCAGUGGAUGGAGGGCAAUCUGCCCGUCUCGUCCAAGUGUCUGGUGUGCGACAAGACGUGCGGGUCGGUCAUGCGGCUGCAGGACUGGCGCUGCCUCUGGUGUCGCUCGACGGUGCAUACGGCCUGCCGGCCCCAGUCACCCAACUCGUGCCCGCUCGGGCCGGCCCGCGUCUCCAUGGUGCCGCCGACAUCGCUCCACUCGAUCGGGCUGGACGAGGCGUGGGACGUGUGCAAGCCGCACGGCAGCUUCUCGCCCCUGCUCGUGUUCGUCAACUCAAAGUCGGGCGACAAUCAGGGCGUAAAGUUUCUGCGCCGCUUCAAGCAACUUCUCAACCCGGCCCAAGUGUUUGAUCUCAUCUCGAGCGGUCCGGGCCUCGGGCUGCGCCUGUUUCGCCAUUUCGAUCCGUUCCGCAUACUGAUCUGCUCCGGUGAUGGGUCCGUCGGCUGGGUGCUCAGCGAGAUCGACCAUCUAAACAUGCAAAAACAAUGCCAAAUAGCAGUGCUUCCGCUGGGGACGGGUAACGAUCUGGCACGCGUCCUUGGCUGGGGCAGCUCCUGCGACGACGAUGCGCACCUACCGCAGCUGCUGGAGCGAUACGAGAAGGCUAGCACGAAAAUGCUCGACAGAUGGAGUGUGAUGGUUUUCGAGCGCGACAUUGGCAUCGCCUCGACACGCACGCCCAAGAUGUCGAUCUCGCACUAUCCGGACCCGCUGCUCUCCCAGUACGAGGACAGUGCGCUGUGGCAUCUGCAGUCAAUUGUCUACAACGAAGACACACAAAUGAUGAUACAAUCGACGAGAAUCCUGUGCGAAACGGUCAAUGACUUUAUUGCUAGAGUAAGAGAAACCAGCUCGGAAGAGGAGCAAUUAAGCGUCAAAUGUGAUAUUUUAAGACAAAAGUUAGGAAUGUUAUUAGAUACUCUGAAGGAUGAGGAAGCUGGUCUUCACGGUGACGACGAAUUAUUUAGAACACUGAAAGAAAUUGCUCAAAAAAGUGCCUCAGAAAGACCAAUAGAUACAAAAACCAUAGAGAAAAACGAGAAAGACAAACUGAAUUCCAAAGAGCGCAUCAGUAGAAUAGACCGUCGUUCGGAAAAGGAGGCACUUUUAUGCCGGGCCAACAGCCUCAAGCGAGCAAUACAUGAAGUGGUGGAGAUGAGCGAAAAGAUCAUACCGUACGCACCACAGAAGCGCCUUUCGGUACCUAUGAACACACUACGAGCCACCGCUUCCUCAUCGGAUAAUUCAGUGAACACGUCGCCGGCCACGCUGCCACCACCGCCCACCGGCAUGAUGUCGCCGUCGGUGUCGACGUCACGGCUGACCUGCAUCUCACCGCUGCCCGACAUGCGGCGCGACUCGAUGGAUGAGCACUUCUUCAGCACGCUGAACCUGCCCGUCCCGAAGCAGUUCGCCGACGGUGGCAGCCGGCGCAGCUCAGGCGUCCCGGAGUCGUACCGCAUCUCGAGCAUCGAGGAGCUGGAGGAGAACAGCGUGCACACGGAGCCGAAGCUGGCCGACCGCAUCCUGGAGCCGCCGAUCGAGGGCGAGUCCGAGAUGGCGACCGACAACCAGGGCAAGGAUCAGGACGACACGCUGAACCAAAAGUCGACCACCACCACCACGUCCGAUUCGCAGUCGACGACGGCACCGUACGACUUUUCGUUCGAGUCCGACACGAAGACGGUCAAGUUCGAUCUCGAUCCGAACAGUGCGUUCGAGCGGCUCGGCUUCAAACCGUUCAAGAAAACGAUCGAACAGCACCAUCAGCAGCAGCAGCAGCAGCUGGGGGGUGAUGGACAGUCUCAUCACACCGAAGGCGGCGGCGGCGGCUAUCUGCAGUUUCAACCGAUCGAAGUGUACGAACGCAACUACUACCGUACCCAUGCGCAGCGGCUGGGUAUCGGUGGGGCAGGGAAGGCCGGGCUGGCUGGUGGUUCGGGCGAGGCAACGUCGGCGAAAGCGGGCGCAUCGUGCAAUAUGCUGCAGGUGCCUACGAUCUGCAUUCCUAGCCUGGAGAAACCACCGGAAAACAUCUACUUCAGCGAAAACAUUACCAUCAUCGAUACGGACAUGCCGGAGCGUUCGUCCUCCGAUGAGGUCCCGGGCGAUGGCAGUGAUAUUCUUUCAGCAAUAAGCAACGAAGAAUGUAGCGUCACGUCGGAGAUACUGGACAGACAAUCAGACAACAACUCGCAGGUUCAUGUGGGUGACAUUAUACAGGAUCUGGACAACGAUCGCUUCAGCCAUAUCGAUUCGCCGGAAACGAGCGACACGACGGAAGCCCUGCACGGCGAAAGCCUGAUGGACGACAUCAGCUCGGUGCUGGGGCAGGAUUUGCUGGGCGCCCUGCAGGACAACACCAUCACGGAGGACACGACCACACUCUGCACGCUCGAGCACACCAAGCGGCGAAGCUUCAAGGUCAAGCGCACCGUCGCCGCCGCGUCCGAGCCGGUCGAGCUCGACCAGUGCGGGUUCGAGAACCGCGUCUUUGACAUCGACAAUCGGUGCGACGACCAGAAGGUGAAGGAACCACGGUUCUGCAGCCUGGCAAAGUUUGUCGAGGGCAACGACAUUGCGCGUAAAAGCUUCAAGCGUCCGCACCGUGGCGGUGCCGUGCGUAACCUCGGCCCACAACGGUACGCCAACCGGCUGUCGGUCGGCGAGAACGAGUACGAAAACAUUAAAAGCUUUGCGCGCAACCUGCUGCCGGUGCACGGUUCCCCGUCCGACGUGUCCGUGUCGGAGACGGACACCGUGCGGUCGUCCGGCUUCGAGUACCGGAAGCUGGUGUCGGCGGCGAACGCGGAAGAUGAGGACGAAAGCCUGCCGGACGACGAGCUCGGCGAGCGGUCGUUGAGCGAGAACGAGGAGUCGCGGCCGCAGCAUCGCGCCCACGCGGAUGACGAUGAAGAGGGCGAGGAAGACGAUGAGGAGGAAGAGGAGGAAGAGGAGGAGGAAGAGGAGGAUGAGGACGGGGACGAGAGUUUGCUCGGGCGGGACGAUGAGCACGAGAAGGACGACCGUAGCGAGAAAAGCUUCCAGCUGCCGUGCAUUCCCACGAUCAACGUGGUGGUGGAGCCGCCCUCGCCGGCCAUCAGCGACGAGCUGCGGUCGCUGCGCGUGCCGGACAUACGGCGCCACUCGGAGCAUACGCCGAACCUGCUGGCGCCGCGCGAAAUCGACAUCAAUCGGCGCCACUCGAACAACAACCCGAACCUGCUCGGGUUCGACUCGGAGCACAUCCGCUUCCUGAACUGCUCGCCGGCCGCGUCACGGCGCAUCAGCAGCGGCAGCCUGCUGUUCAAGCCGGAGGGUUUGGGCAGCUCGAAGAGCAACAUCUUCAGCUCCAACCUGGGCCUGUUCGGCACGGACAAGGAUGCGGAAGAGAGAAAGAAGGAGGAAAAGGAGGAGCGCGUGAAGAAGCUGCCCAUCAUCAAUCCGCUCGUCCGGCUGCCGUCCUGGCCGAACGUAAGCACCGGUACGGGCUUCAUCUCGAAGUGCUUGCUGGCGAACGCGGACACGCUGUGUGCCGCGGUCAGCCCGCUGAUGGACCCGGACGAAACGCUGCUGGAGGGGUACUACGAGAAGGCGGUCAUGAACAACUACUUCGGCAUCGGUAUCGAUGCGAAGAUUUCGCUCGACUUCCACAACAAGCGCGAGGAGCACCCGGAGAAGUGCCGGUCGCGGGCCAAGAACUACAUGUGGUACGGCGUGCUCGGCUCGAAGCAGUGGCUGCAGAAGACGUACAAAAACCUCGAGCAGAAGGUGCAGCUCGAGUGCGAUGGGCAGCGGAUCCCGCUGCCGUCGCUGCAGGGCAUCGUGGUGCUGAAUAUACCGAGCUUCAUGGGCGGUACGAACUUCUGGGGCAGCAAGAAGGAGGACGACUGCUUCCUGGCGCAGAGCUUCGACGACCGCAUCCUGGAGGUGGUGGCCGUGUUCGGCUCGGUGCAGAUGGCCGCCUCGCGGCUUAUCAACCUGCAGCACCACCGGAUAGCCCAGUGCCAGAGCGUGCAGAUCAACAUCCUUGGCGAAGAGUGCGUGCCGAUACAGGUGGACGGUGAGGCGUGGCUGCAGCCGCCCGGCAUGAUACGCAUCAUACACAAGAACCGGGUGCAGAUGCUGUGCCGCAACCGCAGCCUGGAGGUGUCGCUGAAGAGCUGGCAGGAGAAGCAGCGCCAGCACAGCAUCAGCAUCGCGCGGGAGCAACCGUCGACCGCGUCCGAGCAUCACGUCGCGCCGUCCGAGGACAUGUUCUCCGAGCGCGAGACGUACCUGCUGCUGAACUUUAUCGAGUGCGUCAGCACGCUCGUGAAGUGGGUGAAGUUUCUGAUCAUCUCGCACCCAUCGCUGCAGCCGAACCUGUACGUGGUGGCGUCGAAGACGGCGGACGCGCUGGAGUCGAUCCACCCGGGGGGCAAAAUCAUCGAGGGACCAAACCUUCGCCGACAGCUGACCCAGUUGGUUCGCUGCGCCCGGCAGCUGUACGAGGACACGUGCGAGCUGUUGCGCGAGCGCAGCCACAGCCUGAUACUGCGCGAAGAUCUGGAAACCAAGCUGAGCGUGUCGCUCGCCAACAUGGAGAUGGAGCUGGGCAAGUGCUCGCUGCAGCAGUCGUCCGAUACGGGCGAAACGAAGGUGUAUCUGAACGUGCUAGCCCCGAACGAGGAGAUCGAUCAUCGCAAGAAGCAGAAACCGUUCUGGUUGCGGUUCCGCAGCGGGCACAGCUCGCACCACAGCCCCGCCCUGAGCGGUGCCGGCCCGAAAGCGGCCGGCACUACGUCGCGCGAAACCGUCAGCAACUGGGGGGUGGGUGAGGUCGUCACCUGGCUGGAGGCGAUGCAGCUGGCCGAGUACGUGGACAGCUUCAUCAAGAACGACAUACGCGGCAAGGAGCUGCUAACGCUGGCGCGCCGCGAUCUGAAGGACCUGGGCGUGACCAAGGUGGGCCAUGUGAAGCGCAUUUUGCAGGCGAUCAAAGAUCUUGGAGCAGGAUAGAUGUCACCAGUGGACGAUAGGUUGGGCUUUCUCUCAAUCGCCGCUGAUGGCUUAACCCCAUGCAGUGAGCCAAGCUAAGGAACAUCGCGCUACAUCAACGAAACAAAUCGAAACCUUAAUUUAUGACCAUUCGUAAGCAACCACAACUAGUGGGACACAAUCGAAAAGGAGCAGAAGAAGGUAUAUCUAACAAAAAAAAACUUGAAGACAUAACUAAAACUUCGAUAAAAGUAACUGAAAGACUUUGUUAUCUGUCGUGUUUAGUAGCAAGUGCAUCGUAAUCUAUCGUAAGCAUCGUUAAACGUAAGAGUUUAGCUUGUAAGGCCAAACGAGAAAGAGAAAAGAAGACCUGCUGCAUCGACUGAUGAGUGCAGGCAGUGUUAGUAUCCUAAAUCUUCCUGCGUCCGCAUUUAUCAUUAGCAAUGGCAGCAUGGUAGUGCUGUUUUCCUCCCAAUUUUCCAUUUCCAAUCCUUUACAAAACUUGUUGCUGUAAAGGUAACAGAAAUCACGAAAAAAAAUCCCAGAAAUGAGGCGUGUUUUGUGUUAAAUGGAAGCCUAUCAAUAUAUCAGCAUAUUAUAUACAUCUGUAAGGAAUAAGCAAACAAACGAUCUCGUUAUACCCACACUAACAGUUAUACACAUCGUAUAGACUUAUAUGUAUGUAGAUACAUAUAGAUAUAACUAGGUUAAGUGUAAACUAUUGGGGCUGUUGAUUGUGUGUGAUUUAGUUUCCUCCCUUUAAUCGUUGCUUGAACCUACCGUCGACGAUGUUCAUGCCAUUUUACGCCU
Molecule: messenger RNA, 7604 nt
Organism: Anopheles coluzzii
Lineage: Eukaryota; Metazoa; Arthropoda; Insecta; Diptera; Culicidae
Product: diacylglycerol kinase eta
Exons: 16
Coding region: 1134-6815 (1893 amino acids)
Biological process (GO): diacylglycerol metabolic process; intracellular signal transduction; lipid phosphorylation
Molecular function (GO): protein binding; ATP-dependent diacylglycerol kinase activity
Source: RefSeq, a predicted model, not a curated record